UAGUUGAAUUUAGAGCCGAUCUACAACAAUGGAGUUCAGUUUAUUGAUUUUUCUGAUCCUUUCAUGCUCCCUUUGUUACGUUUUUGCGUUGUCACCGAAACAAGAGGUGUGUCUUCUUCAAGUAGAUGAGGGGCCUUGCAGAGGAGAUAGCCAGCGUUACUACUACAAUACUAUCACUCAACAAUGUGAGGUGUUCAGCUAUGGAGGCUGCCAAGGGAAUGGCAACAACUUCAUGAGUUUUAUGGAAUGUAAGAAAGCAUGUUUUAGGAUACCAAAGAUCCCCCAGAUCUGCAGGUUCCAGAAGGAGGAGGGUCCCUGCCGUGCCAUGCACUGGCGCUACUUCUUCAACAUGACCACCAUGCAGUGUGAGCAGUUUGUCUACGGCGGCUGUCAGGGCAACGAGAACCGCUUCCAGAACCAGAUGUCUUGCAUGGAGUACUGUAGACCACACAAAACUACUCCUGUGCUCUGCCUGGAUCCCCUGGAUAAAGGAGGCUGUGCUGCGUCUAUUCUGCGGUAUUACUACAACUCAGCUUCCAGGAUGUGUGAGCGGUUCAUCUAUUCAGGCUGUGGAGGAGGCAGCAACAACUUUAUAUCCAGGCAAAGCUGCAUGGACGUCUGUGCUAAAGCUGGGAAACCAUGGAAACCCAGAAGAACAGGCAUGAAGAGAACAACCACCAAAAAACGCAUUAGAAUAAAGUCUAAUAACGGUAUUAAAUGGUCAACAAUUUGAUUCAGUGAUUUUUAUUCAAAGAGACACAUGGAUUGACUGUAAAUGAACAGACAUUGAAAUGUUGAUUUGUAUGUUUUUUCCUGCACCAGAAGUAACUAGCUACUUGCACUGCCUGUUAACUGUGAUGCACUGUUGAAAAUAGCAUCCAACCACUCGAAUGGGAAUCAACCUACACCAGCAGUAUUUUUGCUGUGUACCUUUCUCAAGACGGUGUAUUGUAGAAUACAUUUACCAUGGCAGCUAUCAUACAAUAUAGCAUUUCAUUUUUGUUAGCAAAAUAAUGAAUGUAUUUUUAGUAUUUUGUGUUUUUAACAUAGUAUAUUUCAACAAAAACCUUUGGUUAGCUUUAUAUGAAGUUUUCGCACAAUGGCAUAUUUUGGAUAUAAUUUAACUUUGCCUUGUCUGGAUAGUCUUGUUAUUAA
Salvelinus namaycush (lake trout) is the source of this 1155-nucleotide messenger RNA. Its product is annotated as tissue factor pathway inhibitor 2-like. Gene Ontology annotation, biological process: negative regulation of peptidase activity. The record is from RefSeq and is a predicted model, not a curated record. Bases 29 to 733 code for a protein of 234 amino acids. The transcript is spliced from 5 exons. Gene Ontology annotation, molecular function: serine-type endopeptidase inhibitor activity. Gene Ontology annotation, cellular component: extracellular region. Lineage: Eukaryota; Metazoa; Chordata; Actinopteri; Salmoniformes; Salmonidae.